CAGAGUCACCGGGUGCACCGAGCCGAGCCCGUAGCCAGGAGUGGACGCCGAACAUCGGCGCCAGAGCUUCCCCUCGCCGGCCAGGCCUCUCGGAGUCUUUGCCUGAGCCUCCGUCUUUCUACACGUCCCUGUGUCUGCCAGCUACCGCCGUGAUGAGUGAGCUCAACAGUAAGACACUCCCAGCCACCAACCAGGCUCCCAGCCCAGAGGAGAAAGGGAAGGCUAGAGGCGCCUCGAAGGUGGAGGAGGAGGAGGAGAUCGACAUUGACCUCACGGCCCCGGAGACCGAGAAGGCAGCCCUGGCCAUUCAGGGCAAGUUCCGACGCUUCCAGAAGAGGAAAAAGGAGCCUAGCUCUUGAGUGGCCCCAGCCAGCCUGCCCCUGCCCUUGCCUGCCUCUGCCUCUGCCAACCCUGUAGGUUACGCCCUCUGCAGCUGGAGCCCAGGGAGGGAAAGACUUCUAGCUGGGGUCCUCUUCUGCUCCCCCAAGUGGCAGAAAGGCUGCCAAGGAGGGAAAGAGGGACCUGGAGUGGGCUGGGGAGCCCAUGACUAUGUUCUCUGCAAUGCUCAGAGAUUUUUGGGGUCAAGACCUAGUGGUAUUGGGGUCCGCCAGGCCAGAUAGUUUCAUGCCCAGCAGUUUGGGGCCAUUUGGGUCCAUCAUGG
Suncus etruscus (white-toothed pygmy shrew) is the source of this 661-nucleotide messenger RNA. RefSeq names its product Purkinje cell protein 4 like 1 (gene PCP4L1). Lineage: Eukaryota; Metazoa; Chordata; Mammalia; Eulipotyphla; Soricidae. The record is from RefSeq and is a predicted model, not a curated record. The transcript is spliced from 3 exons. The coding region runs from base 153 to 359 and encodes 68 amino acids.